Amoebophrya sp. A25 is the source of this 13309-nucleotide messenger RNA. NCBI's taxonomy places the organism in Eukaryota, Dinophyceae, Syndiniales, Amoebophryaceae. The record is from the annotation of a GenBank genome assembly.
CUUUGAUCUUGAUUGAUGAGAUUGACGAGGACCUUUGUCUUGUGAUUUUACGGGCCCUUGUUUAUAACUCGGGGUCUUACGAAUACGACUUGUGUGUUCUUUUCGUUAACGAAGCUGCAGUCGUAAUUAUUCGACAUCGACAAGACCAAGAGGACUCGGCUGGUUCCACAAACAGCAAAAGGUCGCCAAAACCAACGAGAGAGCCACCCCGGUGGAAGCUGUCGAGUAUAUUCCCGCCAUUAUCGUUACCCAUCCACUUCGAAGAGAAGGAGCUCAGAAAUCGCCUUCAUCAUGAUGGUUAACCCUCGUAGCAACGUCGUUCUUGAGGUCGUAGUAAAAGCUCGCUCUGUCGCACUUGCAGUUAAACUUUAACCUUUAACUUUAAAAGUUAUAUUAUAUAUGAUCCAGGGCCGCACGCCCCCCCCCCGUCACUCCCCGCUAGGGGGGGGGAGCGUCGCCCCGCGCCCUGGAACAUAUACAGAAGCAGUUUUUCCAAAUCGCUUCCGUUUGAGUCGCAAUUAAUGCAGCUGCACGCAGUUGCUCCUUCAAAAAAUCGAAAUUUGAAUCACUUUUCAAUUUGGGUAUGAUUGAGCAAGUGUCAACGGACCUUCGCAUCAACUUGAAGAUCUUCAUCUUUCAUAGGUGCUAUCGAUUCUCUGUGGACUGAUGGUGUACUUUCUUAUAAAUAUAAUGAGUAUAAUUGUUCGUAAAAGUAAGUAGUAGAAGAAGACUUGUCUCAACAUAGCAAGUGAGUUCAAGUUCAUCUUGACACAUCAUAAAACCCGUGGAGGUCGUGAGUGGGUACGUCAUUCACACACGCACCAUUCUCUUCAAGAUACAAAUCAUAAACAUUACGAAAGAUGGGCAACGCACCACAACAAUUUCCAGUAUCAGCAGCAAAAAUACACGACCUUGCAGCUGUUGGUGCCGGUUUUGGUAGUGUUGGUAAAGCAGUUCUCAAGGAGAUCGCUGCCGAAGUGUACAGAUACACUGGAGACGAAAGAGCAUGGACCCUUUUCGAAGACUGGUGGAACGGAGUUUAUGAAAGGGCGAAAACUCAAGUUUGGUAACUGCUAGAUGUAACUGAGCUGAAGUUGUAAAGGUCUGUCCACCAUGAAUGUGAAUGAGAGCCUCACUGUUUUUUUACUCAGACCAGCCUACUUACUUUUUUGGAAUAUGGUGCACAAGUGAGUCAUUCACAUACACACUCAGCACAUCACUCACAAAUGAAAUUCGAGGAGCUUGCUUAUCCAUAAAAAGCAGCAUUGUUGUUUUUGCGAGAUUCUCUUAUCCAGUGCUUCGUUCCUACGCCAAAUGAAAUGCAUUUGAAUUUUUAUUUGUUUGUAAAUUCGUCCACCGGCAACGGCAACCUGUGCCAUGAUUUAUUGCGAGACCCAAUUUCAAUUCCAAACAUUUCGAUGAUAUUGCUUUUUUAGACCACCCUAUUUCCGUUUCGUCGUCGUCUUCUUCUAGAUGUGACCUCUAAUGAUCCCCACCACAAACGGCUAUGGAGGCUGCCACAAAAAUGGACGAGUACUUGCAGUUGGAUAGCCAGAGACAGGAAGAACCAGAAAGGAUUAAAGGGUCAAAUGUAUAUGUGCAUACAGAUUUUGUCAGCGAAGACGAUUGCGGAAAUCAAGUACGUGUGGUCCUGGUCUACAAAGGAGAUAACAGCAGCGACAAUGACCAGCUAGAGCAUAAAGCUGAAAGCGACGACGAGGAGCAUACAGAAGAUGGCAGCUACGACUUUAAUAUAAUAAGGUUCUAAUUCCAUUGUUAUCAAUAAUUCACGCUCUAAUAUUUUUUUUGGAAUGGGAUUCGCAACAAUUUGAAUUUCAUGUUCAGCAAAACAUUUUUGAAAUACCCACAAGCAACUGCGGGAAAAUUAAUCAUGCGCAACAUUGCUAUCGAAUGGCACUACCAUCGACCACGACACUCACAGGCGCGCCCAGUUUUUUGCCGUUUCAUUUUCGGGUAUGCUGGAAAACAAUGCCUACACGGUACGACGUUUUGUUUUUCCAACUAAGACAUAUCUCAACAAUUUCCUUACGUUUGGAGGGGCAAAGGACGAAAAUGAUAAAUAUGUCAUGGGACGGAUUGCGCAAGUACUCGAAAACGCAGAUCAUGAACUGGAGCAUCACAAAAUCGUCGGACAACAAGAGCACUCAAGAUUCACCAAGUGCGAAGGGGUGCUCAUAUUUCUUUUUUUAUCUGACAACAUCCACAAGCACUGGCACAAUGUUAAUUUUUGUACGACACCAACACCAACUUGAUGAGAAGUAUCGAGAAUGAGCUUAUCUCAAUUCAGCCAGCGAGCAAGAACAACGUCGUGUGAGUGUUUUUCCAAAGAUUAUAGAACAGGAAGCACCCCUACCCCAUCCUUCGAGUUUAAUAUCCAAGCCCAGAAUAAAUUGAAAAUAUAUAAACAGGGCUUCUCGACGCCUUAUCAUGCACUGGAGAGUGCUGGGCGUAUGUUAUAUGCUCUUCCUGGCCCCAAGGCGAUAGCCGGCGUUCUACACUACGGAAGAUUUCACCAAGAUGCGGCGACUGAAGGGCGUGAAGUUGCUCCACGGGGCAGACCCUAUCUGAUUUAUGGCUACAUUUCAGUUAGAUUAGGUUUAGGUUUUUUAAGUAAAGUAAAAGUUUUGAUCUUCCGGUUCCGGCUCAUCGUAAUCUUCGAACUGGGCCUCGUACUGGAGGUAAUAGAAUUAACGCACUUUUCAGGCGAGCACAGUAAACGGCUAGCUACCAUACGUCGACGUUUACACAUUCAUUAUUUAUUUACGCGUUUAUACACAGGUUUUGGUAAUCAUCCUGACCGCUAAUGACCUAAAAAAGAGGCUGCGAAGCAGAUUGCGAAAAACAUGAAAGAUCUGCUCAAGCUUGAUCUUGAUGAUGAAAACCUCCCUGCGAUGAGCAACAUCCCGCAGGGCGUAUUAAUCGACCACAAUGAUCGAGCAAGAACAUUGCGAACAACCUUCAAGCAGGUCACGUCUGUAAGCUGUUCUGGUGGCGAUGGCAUUGGCGGCGUCCGUCACCGUCUCCGCGUGGUCACAGUGCAGCACUCGAUUGAGAGCGCGUCCUCCGUGGCCACUAGGUAUAUAAGUAUAUAUAAGUAGCUUCGCGUCGGAUGUCUCCACCUCCUCCUCCACCCCCAGUGCGAUAGGAUUAUAUAUAUUAUAAUGCUAUCCAAGAAACCGGGUUGGUUCGUCUCUUGGGCGGCCCCUUCCUGAUAACAGCACAACCACGGGGAAAAAACAGAAAUAAGAGAAAACAAAAAAUAAAGCGGCUGAGUCCUAAAGUUGCAAAAGUGGAGGCCUAUCCCUAUGAGAGUUAAGCCCUUGCUGAAAGUUUCUGAAAGUUCAGCUCACGCGUUUUCUCUCACUCGAUAGCAGGCGACUCCUGUGGGGCGUGCUUGUCUUCGUUCGUGAUCCGCUGGCGGGUGGCUGGGGGUUGUGAAUUCCUUGAGCAGUUUUUCUUACUGGCUCCGCUUAGCUUAGCGCACGCGACUAGUUAGUCGGGGCACGCCAUCCAUCACGCGCGCGACCCGCCGACGGGUAGCCUCGGGCCCCUGCUUGUCCAAGGCGGGCCACGUGCCGGGCUUCUUUCUGCGUGUCAGGCAGGCUGGCAGGGAGUGGGGCCGCCUGUCUGCCAGAUACACCAAGCCAGCCCGCCGGGGAGAACGAACCAACAAACCCAGCCGACGUGCCGGGCGCUGCCAGUGACUCCAAUCCACCGAACGCGCGACCUGUCGAGCGACGCGCCCCCGGGUCGCUGCGUGUGUGGAUCGUUCCGCUUUCAUUCUCUUAUCUUGGUUGCCGCGCUUAGUUAUGCCUGGACGCGCAUCAUCUCACGCGGCCCACCGCGGACGUUUGUGCGCCUAUCAUAGGCAUGGGAUGCAUAGAGAACGCGCGCGCGCGUCUAACUAUGUGUGUGGCGCUUGGUUUUUAUCUCACAGGUGGCGCGCCUCUUUCUCUGCUUCUGUGUGUCGCUCUUGCUGCCGUAGAUUGACACACACGCAGGAAGCUUGUAGCCGUGGCAUGGGAUGGGUGUGCGCCGGUGGAUGCGCGUGGUUGUCUUGCAUGUUGUUACAGCAAGCGGCGCCCUCGCGGCGCUGGCUUCUAUCUAUGUGCGUAGCAAUCUGCGCCAUGGCAUGGCAUGCACUUGGGCACACCGAUACGCGCCCACGCCUUGGCCCAUAUCUGUAUACGCUGACUCGCUCGCCAGUCAGUGGCGCCCAUUUGUCGAAGGGUACUGCGUGAAUCACGCACAAGGCUCAGGAUUUUCCCAAAGUCCCUGCCGGAUAGCGUUAUCGGCCUGCACAAUCCUGCCCCCGGCGAACCUUUGAAAAAAAAGUGCUCAAAAACGAGACAAGAAAAAGGAGGGAAAAACAGGCCGCCGCUUUUUGCUGGUUAUUGAUUGUCGUUUGCUUCUGUUCGGGUUUUGUGCGUGGAACACAACAGCAUCACCUUCAAACUCCCAGGCUUCAACACCAUUGCAAUGGGCUCUCACGUCUCGCCUUCCUUCCCGUUUUGUUGAUCAGCAACUUUCGGCGGGUAGACGGUCGGAGAUUGGUUCGCGACAUCUCUAACCUUCGCCAGGAAUGUUAGAACGUCGCGAGUCGUGAAGUGCAUCCCUUCCAGCGCUUUACUAACAGAGAUUCGCUGCUCUGUGCGGUCAUUUUGACUGAAACCAGCGUCACGGAGAUUCGUUACCACUUCGCCAGCGUUCAUUGCAGUGGUAUCCUGGUCCUUCAUAUGUGCUUCGGCUGCACCUUUGAGCGACUUGGUGAUCACGCUCUUCAAAUCUCGCCAAUUCUGCUGGAGCUUGCGGUCGUUGUUGUUGGGUUGGUUCGGAACCCCUGCCGCAUUGCCGUUCAGCACGUUGCUGAGAUAUUGGACUAGGUCCAGGCGUCUGCUUCUUGCGUUACCGCUCGAAGCCAGUCACGCCAGUCAGAUCAUUUCUGCCCCAGUUUGGGUGAAAUCUCUCCAAGACUCAUAUCAGGCAUUUUGUGGCGCAAAUGGUGCGACUUUGUUUUCUUUACUUCUACAAUGAAUUGACUAGCAAUUUCUUGAGUAAGGUAAGGCUCAAGGGCUUGGAAUAGUGCUGGAACACCCGAACACGUCCAAGCGCACUACGAAGCUCUUGAGAGCAAAUGGAAUCACUAGAGUUGCAAUGUAACAGAAAGACGAUCAGAACGGACGCGCCGAAUGGUCGCUGACUGUUUAAGGCCCUGAAAUGGUAUCGAAAUGGGUUCAAUGUCAAUGGGAUAUCAUGGAGGGUCAUAGUGCAGCUAAAGAUCUGGGAGAUCUUGCUGCCCAUUCAUGUUGGAACUCAUUGAGUUCAGACGAUGAUCACGCGAGGAACUAACAAGAGUUCAAGACAAGGAACGGCAUUGAUCAUGAUCAAGUUGACGAGUGAGAGCAGUCGUCUGGCAUUGAAAUCAGGCCCAUUCGUUGGAUCUUGAGCCAGUAACGACCAUUGGCCAACACUCAAUAACUAUUCAAUAGUUAUUGAGUGGCUAUUGAGUUGAGUCAUAAGGCAGCUAUUCUCUUUAAAGUUUUAAUUAUUGGCUUCACUUUAACACAGUCUAAAGGUCUAGGAAAAAGCAGGAGGCUGCUAGAGACUAUGCUUGGAGAGCUACCAGUGAAUGCAUUGCCUCACACUUGACAUUGGCGCUGGCUCCUGCGGGGGUCGUGUUGUGGAUUAUGCACAAGUGCUCGAUCGCUUCGUCUCAAAAUGCUACUCCUUCAAUAUUCGGGCCACAUUUUAUCAGGCUCCUGCAAGUCGCUGACUUGUAAACUAUGGCGCCUAUCUUGCCUCUGUCGUACUCGUGAAGCCUUUCGGCUCUCUCAUACGAGUGCUCCGCUGGUAGGCUAGUUCGUUGCACAGACCUACCAGCAGAAUAGUUAUCAUCCCUUGCAUGACUGCGCCCUCUGUUGUCGCCUCAGUCACUGUUAUGCAAGGACAGCGGAGGCGUUCGCCGUAACUGAUUGGGGUGAUGACUAGUGCUGGAGUCGGUAUUUUCGCUUUUCGUAUUCUCGUGUUUCGUGGGGGCCGCGCAUCCUACACGCGGCACACGUGUUGGCCACGCGUGUAGAUCGUUUUCGCUAUCGUUUUCGCUUUCACUUUCGCUAUCGUUUAUCGCUUUCAAGUAUCGCUAUCGGUUACUCGUUCUAUUUUCGAAAAUUUUUCCCGCCCACCUCUCCCUUUCUUUCGGUCUUUCAGCACCUCGCCUCCAGCGGAACACUCACUCUUUCUGCCUUUGUCGUACUCGUGAAGGCUUUCGGCUCUCUCAUGCGAGUGCUCCGCUGGUAGGCUAGUUUGUUGCACAGACCUACCAGCAAAAUAGUUGUCAUCCCUUGCAUGGCUGCGCCGGCCUUCUGUUGUCGCCUCAAUUUCUGAUGGCUGUGGCGGCCCAUUUUGGUCUGCCACUCUUGGCAUAUAUCGACGACCAAAACUACUUCGGUACCGACAUGGCACAGAUCGGCGCGGCGAAGCGGUUCGUGCACCAACUAGCGCGGGCGCUAGGCUUGGAGCUAUCUGAUAAACCGAAGGCAGGCCAGUCCUCGGCUGUGGCUGGCCGCGUCCGGGCACUGGGCCUAAUAUAUAGCUAUGAGAGAGCGGCGCGCACUGGGCGCGCCACCCUAUGGGUCACGCUACCACAGGAAUGCACUGACUGACAAGACGGCUGAGGCGCUGGAGGCCAUCCUGAAAGCCCUGCAGGCGAAAGAGCUACCAUAGAGACAAGACAAUCCAAAAGGCAGUAGGACUGUGUACCUUUGCGACGCAAGAACACGUCCGCCACUAAAUGGGUACUGAGGCGCUGAGGCCGCUCUACAAAUGGCGCGAUGAGGCGACGCCUGGCUGCCUCAUACGGAAGAAACUUGAACGCCGGGCAUUGAGGCGCCGCAUUGAGAUCGUAAGAGCAAUAAUGCCCCGCCUACCGGCGAUGGCCUACGGGCCGGGACACCCUGCCCCGCUACAGGCCUCACUCUGCUGGGCUGACGCGUCUACGGAUGGGGGUAAGGACAGCACUCUUUGUCUUGGUGGUUUCAUUAUAAUGCCCGAUGGCAAGCGCCGGGGUUUUAUGAUGGACAUAAAUGAGGCUGAACGGAAAAAACAGCUCCUCGGGCUGGAGCCUCGGACUGAGAUCCUGGAAGCCCUCGUGACUUACAUUGCGGCAAGGCUUUGGGCCAGGCCUAGCCUGUUUACCGACUUUUCGAUCGAUAACAUCGCCCACCUCUAUGCUGCGGCGAAGAUGGCAGCCAAGUCAAGCUUCUUGAUGGAUGUGGUCUCGAGCGCGACACUGUUGCGCUGUGAGAGACUGACACAGGCAUACUACAAAUAUGAGAGCACGAAGCUCAACAUUGCCGACGCCUUCUCACGAAGAGAAUUCGCGCUACUAGCCAGAAUGCUAGUAGAUGACUGGGGAGAUGGCACCCCCUCCAACUGGUGGAGAGUGAGCGAAGCACUGGCGGCAAACUGCUACGCUAAGUCUUGACUUUGGAGGUUUCUCGUCGCUUUGAGGUGCACAACUAGACAAGCCGCGUGGCGCAUCCAUAGUCUACCCGAGGCUACGCGACAUGUCGCAGAGGCCCAAAACGCGGUAGCGUGUCAGUGUCGGCUGGGUCCUAUCUUUGCUCUUCUACGCCCAGCUGCUGCUGACUUUACUUGCCCGGUGAGGGCUGUUGACCGUGUGCGUGGCUGGUGCUGGUCGCGCCUCGGGUGAUUGGAGGAGCUAGGGCGCUCGGGGGACACCACGCACUGGCUAGGGCGUAUGCCUUGGGCAUUGGGGGCUUGCGAAUGAAUGUUCUAGGGCUGGGACUUGCGGGCACCGCACUGAGCCCCAGCAAUAUUCUGAGGUAGACUGCCAGAAUGUCGGAACGCUUUAAAACGACUGAAACCUCUAAAACUUUGAGCCGGGAAUUGGGGCGUACAUUACUGAUUCUCUUCUUUUCCACAGUCAAACCGCCAAGGCCUCGACCUCCCUGCGCAGGUGCAAAGAGGUGGCCCGCGCUGACUGGGAAGCUGCUGCCAAACUAUGGGGCGCACGCUCGCGGAAGAGACUAGGCGCGGCCCGCAUGUGCUUGCUUAUGAUCUUGCCAACCUGUGAAAGCAAGGGAAAGAGUAAGAGGAAACGCUUGCCCGCCGGAGGGGUUUGAUUUCGCUGAUGUUGCUACUGAAGCUGGCUGCUUGGGGGAGGUCGUGAGACCCCGCUAUCUCUGCUUGGGGGGGUCUUCUCCUUUAGGAUUUCUCUUCAAAGCGUUGGAGCCCACCGCGCUGAUGUGAAAGAUGGCCGCGGAGUCUUCGUUGAAAGUUGCUGGGGUUCGGGCUGGCCUUCGUUGUCUCUGUGUUUGUAAGGGUGAAGAAUGGAGGUGCUGGCGCACCCUCGGGCGCUUCUAGUUUGUGCUGUGUUUCUCUUCAGGGUGGGCAGCUCUGGGCAAGGCGACGGACCUGAAGCAGGGCCGCAAAAGUUCUACUUUUUAACUUUUUGAAAAAUUUUGGCCUAUGGUUGGAGGCCACCGCGUCGGUGCGAAAGAUGGCCGCGAGAUCUUCGCGAGAGGUUGCCUGGGCUGGUCUUCGUUGUCUCUCUUGUGUUUUCAAGGAUGGAAAAGGCGCCGGCGCGGCCUCGGGUGCUUUGUCUUUGUGUUGUGUUUCUCUGUUGUUAACAGCCCCGGCUCCAGGUGGGUGCGGACCGCACCGCCCACACGUCAUUGGCAUCGGCGCCGCCUGGAAUACAGCCGCGGCACGCCUGUGCAAGCUCCUCGGGGUGUAGAGAACUUGGGUUGAGGACAGGGGAGACGCAGGCGGGGAAGCAGUGGCUGGCAAAGCGGGGCGGCGUUGGCCAUUUUUCUGCGCUUGAACGCCUGGGGUGGCUCUUCGGUAUUUUUACUAUCUGAAGGGUUUGCGAAGUAAGGCACGCGCGUGGCGAAUUUCCAACAUUGUAAAACUUUGCAAACUUUCCGCGAACAUUCUGCGAAGGUUCUGCGGCUUUCGUCUUCCAUGUCUUUCGGAUGAGGGCACGGAAAUGGACCGCCAAGAGCAAACUCGCAACAAUUUGCAGCGGGACCGCAUAGAUAAGGCUCCGCGAUUCUCGUCUCUGGUUUUUGUGGUUUCUCUGUUCCUCUCUCCAGGCUUGGGAGGCCUCUGGCGUUGUGCAUUCGUUUGAGAAUUUGGCGCGUGGCUGCGCCGCGGCCUGGUUCGUCGGCUUGUGGUGCUCUCGGCGCAGUGGCUGGCCUGUUCGUGUGUGGGUUGUGUCGGUUCUGUUUUCGGUUUCGGCGCUCUUGUUGGUUUCUUGUUAAUGAGACAAGGACGAGGGCCGCGCGCGUGAGCGUCGGCAACUUUCCGCCAAUAUUUUCCGCCACCCAUCGGGGACCCGGGCGCGGUGGUCUCCAACUAUCUAUGGGGACACGCUGCUGCUACGUACAAUGUGGCGAGCCAGUGAGGGCGUUUAGUCAUUGCGCUCCUUACAGUAAGUUGGUUCUUUGUCGUCUAGAGGCUUUGUAGAGGCACUGGGCUACAGGAUAGCGCCCUACUUCAUGAUCUUGGAACCUUUUGCGGCUUUAUUUCGCCCUUCCCUAAGUUCUGGGCGCCGCGCGUGGCGUCACGCUUCACGCGUGGCCCUGGGUCGUUGGCUAGCACUCCCGCAGCGCUUCUUCACAGUAUGAGCCAAUCAAACACCCGCACACAGCGCGUUGCUUCAGUAUGGCGUUCGCCUCGAAGGGGAUGGGCGUGGGCCUCCAAGGUUCGUUUUAGCCGAGGGCGAAGAAGGCCUCCGGUCUUUCAUUGAUGGUCGGAAUUGGGUAUGGGAUGACUACUCUAGGAAAUUGCUCAGAUUUUUCCUGGACAAGAGAGGACAACCACAAGCCGGCACAUGCUCGGAAAGUCUGCAGGUGCUUAGCCCCUUUCUUUCAUCGUUUGACCAGAAGAACAAGAAUGAGACCAGGAACACCUCCGGGAGUUUUUUCUUAUCACGCAUAAACUUCUUUAGAAGUAGAAAAGCCAUACUUUGUCUGUGACGUCACAUCUUCUGGCAACUUCUACUUCCAGAACUUCUUCGGCCACUUGAUUCCCAUUUAUUUCAGCUAAAUAAAAUAAUAUGUAGUUUUAUUUAGCCGACGAAGCAUUUUGAUUUUGUUCAAAGUGACAAAAUAAUUCGCAAAUCAGGUUCGCGAGCUGCACCCCUCCGCGGGACCUGUAGACAAUGGCUCAGACAGUGCAACGAGGAGCUCCUUCUUUGUUCAACCGGUAGACCUGAGGCCAGCUACUACCGUGCAUUCUGUGGCCAACAUCAGCUUCAAUGACCCAACGGCGAUGGUGUGCAGCCUGCUACUCGUCUUUAUGCUUGCCGUUUUCUGGAAGUUCCGGGUCAAGUUGUUUGGCUGGCUACGAAGCGGCGGCGCUCAUCUUAUGGAAAGGAACGAGCAUGAAUUGUGUUGCAUACGCAUCAUUCACCAUGAAGGCGAAGUGUAGCCUUGACAAUUGUAAUACGCAAUAAGCUGUAACUGAUGUAAGCACCCGAAUCUGAUGUAGCACUACUACAACUUCGCUCAGAAUUAUUGAACGAAAGAUGUUACGUUUCUUUUCCUAGUUAGCUUGGCUCCACCCGUAUUAAUAGAACUAGAUGAAGUACAAGGAGGGCAGCCAUUAGCGUUAGCCGCGAUCCCCGAACGAGAAAGACUCUGACUCAUCAUGAUUUCUCUCGUUGAUCUUGAAAAUAUGGCCCAUCCCAAUCGGGCCUCUUCUUUUCAUAUUACCACGGAACGCGGCAGAAACGGAGCCUGUUCGGCGUUCUUGCAGACAGCGUCUGGGGUAUCAAUGCGCGGCUAGGUACGGCGCGAUGGGUCAUGACAUUGAGACAGGCACGAUAGCAAGUGAGGCAACCAAUGCUGGCAGAAAUCAGAAAAAGCCACGUGAUGCGGAGCGCCCUUGUACUAGCAUGUUGGAUGACCACUGUGCGCCUGGAGGCACGCGUACAGCUAGCAGCGCGAGUGCGAGGGCCUCUGCUGAUGUCAACAGCGUCGAUAUGUGUGUCGUCAUAGAUGGUAGGAAGACUACGACAACGGGAACGGUGGCGGCUGCGUGCGGCUCAGAAGGAGAUGAUCCGAUCGACCGGCACUCGGCUACGCGGGGGUCCAAAUCGUCUUUCCCGGCGUCGAGUAUCAUCAACUACGAGCCGAGCAACUUAUUGGGGACGAGUCUGAAUGUAUUAAUGAUAGAAAUAAUUGUGUAUCUGUAAUUUUUCCAAUAUUACUUAUGCCAUAUAAUUCUUGCCUCGCCUUUUCAUUGUUCUUGUAUCGCUUUCGCUAGUUGUACGGAAAAUGAUGUAAGAAGUUGGAGGACGAGGAAAACCUUGGGAAAAUAAAAAUAGUAAAAAACCACAAAUACAAAACAGAAUGACAAAUCAUGAGGAAGCAUUGUUUUGACUUAUCACUUAAUCAGGUACCACUCGACAAGGCUAACAAGGAUGCGACUGAUGCGGGGAUUAUUGCUGCGAACAAGAAUCGCGGGAAGGGACCCCUGUCGUCUAUCCCGUCGUCUAUCUUCGAUAAGGAGCGAGGCAGUACCGCGGUGGGGAUGGGCUUACAGGUAAAUGCCUACAACUAAGAAUGAUGCUUAGUAGUUCAGGCUGUCUCUCUUAGCAUCGUAGUAGGCAUUUUUCAUGUAUUGCUAUUAGAGAAAUGAAGCACAGUAGAGAAACCUGGUCAGAAACUAAAAUGCUAGAAAGCCAUAUGACAAAUUGGCGACGCAUAGGAGUAGACUUUUCCGAAAUCUCACUUACUAAGGUUUCUCUCGACAAGGAUAAGGGCACGACUGGCGCGGGGCUUACUGCUGCGAGCAGCAAGCCCAAGCACGUGAGUGGGGCCGGUUCGUCUAUUCCGUCGUCGAUCUUCCAUGAGGAGCAGCACAACGCGUUGGGAAUGAGUGUACACAUAAAUCCCUACUAGGAAUGGUGCUUUGUCGACGUUCUCUCUGUCGACAUCGUGGUUCCCAUUUUGAUGAUUGUCUCAUUGAAAAAAUGAAUUUGAAUAGCCUCGUCUACAUAUGGUAAACAAGGUAUUGACCACGCAGUCGCAGAGGUGGAAAACACUUCGCGGCAACGUCGCUUAUCCACGAGAUGAGUAUGGCGAAGGGUCAGCAAAUGGCGAAAGCAGAUCAUAAAUGCGCAAGCGCAUAGAUUCUGGUCCUCCAAGUCACGAAAAAAGAAGUCAGAAAAAUACAAGCCAGAAGUGUGGUCUUAGAAUGUCUUUACUUCUGGUUUGGUGAUCAUGUGUCACAGAGAUGAGAAUGAACGAACUUGCGCCAUCACUUGGUCAUAGAUGCAUACCAUCAACUCAAACCUACUAUGCACAGAAUGCCAUGCCGAUAUCGUAUCUGUCGAGUUGCCGAGUGAUCAUCAUCUAGAUAAGUACGUAGUUUGUCUUGUAAGUACUUCUGAUACAAAAAAUGCUGUGCAGACAGAAUUUUCAGUCCCUAAUAUCCAUAGAACGUUACUAACUAUGCAUGUCUCUUAUAACAUGAAUAACUAUCAUGUAUGUCUUCCAUAUGUACAGCUUUUCAAGAGUCUCUCAUCUUACCUGUUGUGUAUAAAUAUAUUCAUACAGUCAUGACGAUGAUGCAGCUCCUAGAUGAUGGGGAAGCUCGUUAAGUUUCCAAGAACAAAACCAUACAGAACAAGCAUCAAGAUCAGAGCUCCAUCGUUUUAAUAAAUUUUUCUUUCAUGAGUAGCCUAGCAUACGAGAAUCCUAAGGCUCGGCAUCUGCUCAUACUGCAGCAGCGAAGGGAGUGGCAGGCUUCCUCUUUCUUCCUUUUCAAUAAUUGAAGAAACUGACGUAGUAACAUAUAAUGUAAUUGUAAAAAGACUGAUCAGUUUGCUUCGUCGACAUCUGUUCUUAACACCGCAGCCAGCAUGAGGAGCAUUCCAAUAAUUGCUAUCAUAUGAUUAUGAAUAUAUUUCGAUAUCGAUUGGAAGUGUAGUAUAGUUUUAUCAGCAUGUAACAGUAACUUAAUAGCUAUUGAAUUGUGAAAAAAGGUCAGAAGUCUGUAAAAUGAAAAUGUCGUGUGUGGCCGAACACUGCACUUCGCAAGUGUAAAGGCAAGUGUACAGCGAAAACCUGAGAAGGCGUUCACUCGUCGGUCAUUAGGAUGGAAUGAGCCUGAAAAUGCUCAUAUGUAUAUUGUCAACCAAAGCCACGCUGUGUCACAUUGUAACUGGAGGGCGAUCAACUUUUGACAUUAAACUUAAACAACAACUCGCGAAGAAAAGCUAAGUGUAGACCUGAUAGAACGACUUGUGUGAUGCAAG